ACGGCCUUGCCGGUUUGGCGGGGUGAAAGGUUGCGAAGAUGGCGACGGCCUUGAGCGAGGAGGAGCUGGACAAUGAAGACUAUUACUCGUUGCUGAACGUGCGCAGGGAGGCCUCUUCCGAAGAGCUGAAAGCAGCCUACCGCAGGCUGUGCAUGCUCUACCAUCCGGACAAGCACAGGGACCCGGAGCUCAAAUUGCAGGCGGAGCGACUGUUUAACCUCGUUCACCAGGCUUAUGAAGUGCUCAGUGACCCCCAAACCAGGGCCAUCUACGAUAUCUAUGGCAAGAGAGGACUGGAAAUGGAAGGAUGGGAGGUUGUGGAAAGGAGGAGGACACCAGCCGAAAUCAGAGAAGAGUUUGAGCGGCUGCAGAGAGAAAGGGAAGAGAGGCGGCUGCAGCAGCGAACCAACCCCAAGGGGACCAUCAGCGUUGGCAUCGACGCCACUGACCUUUUUGAUCGCUACGAGGAGGAGUACGAAGAUGUGUCCGGAAGUGGCUUUCCGCAGAUUGAAAUUAACAAGAUGCACAUAUCCCAGUCCAUUGAGGCACCCUUGACAGCUUCAGACACAGCCAUCCUCUCUGGAAGCCUCUCAACCCAGAAUGGGAACGGAGGGGGUUCCAUUAACUUCGCGCUCAGACGAGUCACUUCUGCGAAGGGCUGGGGAGAGUUAGAAUUUGGAGCUGGCGACCUGCAGGGGCCUUUAUUUGGCCUAAAGUUGUUCCGUAAUCUCACACCAAGAUGCUUUGUGACGACAAACUGUGCUCUGCAGUUUUCAUCCCGUGGCAUCCGGCCUGGCCUUACCACCGUCCUGGCCCGGAACCUGGACAAGAGCACGGUGGGCUACCUGCAGUGGCGCUGGGGCAUCCAGUCGGCCAUGAACACCAGCAUCGUCCGGGACACCAAGACCAGCCACUUCACUGUGGCCCUGCAGCUUGGAAUCCCUCACUCCUUCGCGCUGAUCAGCUAUCAGCACAAAUUCCAGGAUGACGAUCAGACUCGCGUGAAAGGAUCCCUGAAGGCAGGCUUCUUCGGGGCGGUGGUGGAGUACGGAGCGGAGAGGAAGAUCUCCAGGCACAGCGUUUUAGGCGCAGCUGUCAGCGUUGGAGUCCCACAGGGCGUUUCUCUCAAAGUCAAGUUGAACAGGGCCAGUCAGACCUACUUCUUCCCCAUCCACCUGACGGACCAGCUGCUCCCCAGCGCCGUGUUCUACGCCACCGUGGGGCCCCUCGUGCUCUACUUUGCUCUGCACAGGCUGGUCAUCCAGCCCUACCUCAGGGCCCAGAAGGAGAGGGAGCUGGAGAAGCAAAGGGAAAGUACAGCCACCGACAUCCUGCAGAAGAAACAAGAGGCAGAAGCUGCUGUUCAGCUGAUGCAGGAAUCUGUCCGAAGAAUAAUCGAGGCCGAAGAGUCCAGAAUGGGGCUCAUCAUCGUCAACGCCUGGUACGGGAAGUUCGUCAGCGACAAGAGCAAGAAGAGCGAGAAGGUGAAGGUGAUUGACGUGACUGUGCCCCUGCAGUGCCUGGUGAAGGACUCCAAGCUCAUCCUCACCGAGGCCUCCAAGGCCGGGCUGCCUGGGUUCUAUGACCCGUGUGUGGGCGAAGAGAAGAACCUGAAAGUGCUUUACCAGUUCCGAGGUGUCCUGCAUCAGGUGAUGGCGCUCGACAGCGAGACGCUCCGGAUACCAAAGCAGUCUCACAGAAUUGAUACUGAUGGAUAAACUGCUUGAGAAACCAGAUUUAAACGAGGCUACAGAAAAACCUUCCCCUGGGAGUCUACCAAUUUGGAAGCAGGAAAAAAACUCCAGACGUCAGAUGUGUGUUAUUUUGUAUUUCUGUAGAAGGUGGCACUGUAGCAAUUAUGCGAAGGGACCCGCAGGCACCCCGCUUUCCGGGUGCUGUAGGUAGGACUGAGGCAGCCCCACCUGGACCGGAACCACAGCACGGCCCGUGUCUAUUCCCAAGGAUCAUGUCCUGCCAGGAAGGGCCCUGGGCCCCUGGAGCCUCCGGGUCCCUCCCCAGGUUCCUCAGCACAUGUGCCGGCUGCAACCCCCAGUAGCUCUUGGUCUGCCGUGAGGUACUUAUGAACACCUUGCCCUCACGCACAGGACUGUGAACUACUUUUCCUGAAAUCCACACUGAACGUGGAAAAUGAAAUGGAAGGAAGGAGUCCCUACGAGCAGAAUCUCCAAAUCAAGUGAGCAUCUGUUCGGUCAGCUUCCUGAAAACCACCUUUACCUGCUGAAAUAUCACUAAGUGAAUCUGGAGAGGAUUGUGUGGGUUUAUAAAUCUGCUUUUUAUCUGAGAA
Kogia breviceps (pygmy sperm whale) is the source of this 2305-nucleotide messenger RNA. It is a transcript of the gene DNAJC11, whose product is annotated as DnaJ heat shock protein family (Hsp40) member C11. The record is from RefSeq and is a predicted model, not a curated record. Gene Ontology annotation, biological process: cristae formation. NCBI's taxonomy places the organism in Eukaryota, Metazoa, Chordata, Mammalia, Artiodactyla, Physeteridae.